AUGCCUUCCUCGGCGCAUCAGUCCCUUCACGGACUGAGCGUCGAGAACUCGUGGUUCGCAGUGCAUCCAGUCUUCUGGACAUCUCAGCACCUCGAUCUCCUGGGGAUUCGCUUCGUGCACAUCGAUGGUCCUCGACACGCAGUACAACCUCGCCGAGAGAACGCUGUGAAGCUUGACCCAGUCAAGGUUAUUUUCCAUAUCAUGCGCUUUGCCUCGGUUCCGGAACCUGAAGACAAGCUUAAGUCGGCCUUUUAUCUUCUUUGUGUCCCAGGAAGCCCCCUGAGGCCCAGGUCCAAGCCGACUUCCACCCGAGCGCAGGCCCCGGUAGUUGGGUUCACUUACUACCGGGCCUUCAACUGGGAGCGUGACAGGCGCUACACUCCACGAAAGCACCCCAAGGCCAGAUAUGGUAAAACCAACGGCCCAGUCGAGGAGAUUUGCAAGAUUCUCUUGCGGAAGGUUAACCCACAGAAAUGGGAGGAGGACCCUUACAUCGUCUGUCUUCUGUUGUCGCUCGCACAAGCGCAGGCAAUCAAACAGAAGAGAGAAAAAGAAAAGCCGGACACUUUCCCUGUGCGACUCCUCGUGGCUGUCGACGGAGACACGGAAUUCGCCCACGUCUUCCAGGCUGAGAUUGACGCGCAUAUUCUCAAAGCACUCGACAAGCCGACAUUCGGUUUCAAUGGAGUCACAUGGCCGACCAUUACUCACUCGAAGGUGGCUUACGGCCCUUACCCGAGUUUUCCGGAUCGCCUCCUGGCGGAGGUGCUUGAGUCUUAG
Fusarium musae is the source of this 780-nucleotide messenger RNA. RefSeq lists its product as uncharacterized. The transcript is spliced from 3 exons. The record is from RefSeq and is a predicted model, not a curated record. NCBI's taxonomy places the organism in Eukaryota, Fungi, Ascomycota, Sordariomycetes, Hypocreales, Nectriaceae. Bases 1 to 780 code for a protein of 259 amino acids.